Molecule: messenger RNA, 1346 nt
Organism: Arachis duranensis
Lineage: Eukaryota; Viridiplantae; Streptophyta; Magnoliopsida; Fabales; Fabaceae
Product: serine acetyltransferase 5
Exons: 2
Coding region: 220-1116 (298 amino acids)
Cellular component (GO): cytoplasm; cytosol
Molecular function (GO): L-serine O-acetyltransferase activity
Source: RefSeq, a predicted model, not a curated record
CAUAAAAUCACAACCUCAUGUCCAAAUUUAUGUAAAUCUUGGAACAAUAAUAAAUUAAAUAAAAAAAAUUCAGUUUAUUCAGUUUUCAGUUUCACUCUUUCAACUCAUGGUUCUCAAUAUUAGUCUCAGAUAACAAAGCUCUUUUAUCAUCACUCUCAUCUUUCUCACUCUCACCCACGCGCGCUUCAUUUCUCACGCGCCACUUUAAAAAUAGAAAAAAUGCCGACCUCUUCAUCUCCGCCGAAGUCCACGGCGGAGCACGGCACCGGCGGGGGAGCCGGAGGAGGAGGGUUAUACGAAGAGGAAGGAUGGGUUUGGGCGCAGAUCAAAGCGGAGGCGCGUCGCGACGCCGAAUCGGAGCCGGCGCUGGCGAGUUACCUUUAUUCAACGAUUCUCUCUCACUCUUCGUUGGAGCGGUCGAUUUCGUUCCAUUUAGGGAACAAGCUUUGUUCUUCGACGCUACUUUCGACGCUGCUCUAUGACCUUUUCCUCAACGCGUUUUCCUCCGAUUGUGCACUGCUCUCCGCCACCGUCGCCGACCUUCGUGCCGCAAGGGAGCGGGAUCCGGCGUGUGUGUCGUACUCUCACUGCUUGCUCAAUUAUAAAGGUUUCCUUGCAUGCCAGGCUCACCGUGUGGCACACCGACUGUGGCAGCAGUCACGGCGGCCAUUGGCCCUAGCACUCCAGUCUCGGAUAGCUGAUGUCUUUGCCGUGGACAUUCACCCUGCGGCGAGGAUUGGGAAAGGGAUUCUGUUUGAUCAUGCGACCGGCGUGGUGGUUGGAGAGACUGCAGUGAUUGGCAAUAAUGUCUCUAUUCUGCACCAUGUGACCCUCGGUGGUACCGGCAAGGUUGGUGGGGACAGGCACCCCAAGAUUGGUGAUGGUGUGCUGAUUGGUGCCGGUGCCACAAUUCUCGGCAACGUGAAGAUUGGUGAAGGUGCUAAGAUUGGUGCCGGGAGCGUUGUUUUAAUUGACGUGCCGCCACGGACUACCGCAGUUGGGAACCCCGCGAGGUUGGUGGGUGGGAAGGAGAAGCCUUCUAAGCAUGAGGAUGUCCCCGGGGAGUCAAUGGACCAUACUUCCUUCAUCUCUGAAUGGUCAGAUUAUAUUAUUUGAAUAUGAAUAUGAAAGAUGAAUGCUUCAGAGUUCAGAUGGAUUUAGGAGGAAAAGAAGGGGAAUUUUAUGUUCUUGUAGAGUUUGUAGUAUAAUUAGAUUAUAGAUGUGGAUUGAGAGCUUAGUUGGCUUUUUGAAAAUCUAAGGUUAUUUAGUUACUGAACUGUGUUGAGAUUUGAGAACUGAUCCUGUAAAUUCCUAAUAUGCUAAUAAGGCUAUGCCGCUAUGUUGAA